AUGGGGUUAAGCUAUCUCCUCCCCCUUUGUCUCCUGCUGUGCGGAGGCCUCGAGCUGUGCUAUCCCCAGACUCUGUUGCCGGGUGGAACUCCCACCCCAGUGGGGUCCUCAUCGCCCGUGAAGGUGGAGUGUCUGGAAGCUGAGCUAGUGGUGACUGUCAGUAGAGACCUUUUUGGCACCGGGAAGCUAGUGCAGCCCGGGGACCUCACCCUUGGCUCAGCAGGCUGUCAGCCCCUGGUAUCCAUGGAUACCGACUCGGUCAGGUUCAAGGCCCAGUUGCACGAGUGCAGCAGCGGGGUGCAGGUGACGGAAGAUGCUCUGGUGUACAGCACUUUCCUGCUCCACGACCCUCGCCCUGUGGAUGGCCUGUCCAUCCUAAGGACUAACCGUGUGGAGGUACCCAUUGAGUGCCGAUACCCCAGGCAGGGCAACGUGAGCAGCAGGCCUAUCCAGCCCACCUGGGUUCCCUUCAGAGCCACGGUGUCCUCAGAGGAGAAACUGGCUUUCUCUCUUCGCCUGAUGGAGGAGAACUGGGAUACUGAGAAAUCAUCGCCCACCUUCCACCUGGGAGAGGUCGCCCACCUCCAGGCAGAUGUCCAGACGGGCAGCCACCCGCCGCUGCAGCUGUUUGUGGACCACUGCGUGGCCACGCCUUCACCUGCACCAGACCAGAACUCCUCCCCCUAUCACGUCAUCGUGGACGCCCACGGUUGUCUUGUGGAUGGUCUAUCUGAGAGCUUUUCAACAUUUCAAGUGCCUAGGCCCCGGCCAGAGACACUCCAGUUCACGGUGGACGUCUUCCAUUUCGCAAACAGCUCCAGAAAUACGGUCUAUAUCACCUGCCAUCUCAAAGUCGCGCCCGCUAACCAGAUCCCGGACAAGCUCAACAAAGCCUGUUCAUUCAACAAGACUUCGCAGAGUUGGUCGCCAGUAGAGGGCGAUGCUGACAUCUGUGAUUGCUGCAGCCAUGGCAACUGUAGUAAUUCAAGCUUCUCAUGGGUCAAGAUUCAUGGACCUCCCCAGUGGUCCAAGCUAGCUUCUCGAAACCGCAGGCACGUGACCGAUGAAGCUGAUGUCACUGUAGGGCCCCUGGUAUUCCUUGGAAAGGCAAAUGACCAGGCUGUGGAGGGCUGGACGUCUUCUGCUCAAACCUCUGUGGCUCUUGGGUUAGGUCUGGCCACAGUGGCAUUGCUGACCCUGGCUGCUGUUGUCCUUGGUGUCACCAAGAAGUAUCACACCUCUUCCCGCCUUGUAUCCCUUCCGUAA
Molecule: messenger RNA, 1266 nt
Organism: Apodemus sylvaticus (European woodmouse)
Lineage: Eukaryota; Metazoa; Chordata; Mammalia; Rodentia; Muridae
Gene: Zp3
Product: zona pellucida glycoprotein 3
Exons: 8
Coding region: 1-1266 (421 amino acids)
Biological process (GO): binding of sperm to zona pellucida; egg coat formation; positive regulation of acrosome reaction
Cellular component (GO): extracellular matrix
Molecular function (GO): acrosin binding
Source: RefSeq, a predicted model, not a curated record